AUGACUUUGGUUACGUACGAUAAUCAGAUGGCAAAUUUUUCGAUCCUUGUGACUAUCAUGAUUUUCCUGAUAUGUGGUAACUCCCAUUCAUUACCUAUAUUGACAGAACGAGGUGACUUGUCGGAUGAGAAAUUCUCAUUACCGUUAAUGCAAAAUUUCUCCGGAGAUGCAACUUUUUAUAAUGUAGGACUGGGAGCAUGUGGGAAAUUCAAUAGCAACGAUCAGCUGGUAGCUGCCAUUUCACAUGAGUUAUACGACUCAUUCCUUCCGCCCGAUAAAAACCCUAAUAAUGACAAAUGUUGCGGACGACGAGCAGAAGUGACUCGUGGUAAGAGUUCGGUGAGGGUCUUCAUCGUAGAUCGAUGUGGGAGUUGUGAUUUUGGAAGUAUAGGUGCGUGCGUGAAUCGAGUUAUAGUAAAACAGUUACAAUCGUGCUUUCUUUAUGAUUUCUGCUUGAAUCAUCCAAGUCUACAAAUUUUAUAUGAAAAAUUUAACCAACAGAUCUCUCUCCGGCUGCCUUCAACUGCAUCGCGCGCCCUGAAGAAGGCAUUGUUCCCGUGA
This is a messenger RNA of Acaulospora morrowiae, 561 nucleotides long. The record is from the annotation of a GenBank genome assembly. Lineage: Eukaryota; Fungi; Glomeromycota; Glomeromycetes; Diversisporales; Acaulosporaceae.